Paramormyrops kingsleyae is the source of this 2309-nucleotide messenger RNA. The record is from RefSeq and is a predicted model, not a curated record. Lineage: Eukaryota; Metazoa; Chordata; Actinopteri; Osteoglossiformes; Mormyridae.
GACCAUGAAAUAGGAAGGCAAUUCACUUAUAGCUCAGUAGCGGAAUCAGUAUUUUUCCGGACCGCUAACGUAACAUUUUCUUUGGGUUUCACGUCUGACGGAGCUAUUCCGUAGUCGUGAAAUAGCCGGCACCGGAAGUGAAGCAGCCGUCUUAGUCAGAAUGCGGAAGUGAGCGUGCAUAUAACGCAUUGAGGUGUCUACGGUGUGGAGUGAGUGCUGCAGGUCACAAUACUGUACAUGUAGAAAUGGCAAGUGGGAGAGAAAAGGAAGGCUGCCCGGACUUGGAGGAUGCGCCAGCGUCGUAUAAAUCUGGUGUGUGGGAACAUUUUGGAUUUCAUGUUACCUAUGAUGACAGCGGAAAUAAAACAAUAGAUAGAACUGCGACUGUAUGCAAGUAUUGUGCAACACGCAUCCAAUAUGCUAAUGGAAACACUUCGAAUAUGUCAUUUCAUCUGAGAAGACAUCACCCCAAUGUGUCUGUAGACAGCGUAAGGAGGAGAGCGCCAGUAAGGAAACAACUAUUACUCUCUGCAACAUUUAAGCAGCCUCUCAGUGAUAAGCCGGACAGGGCAAUAGCCAUAACUAAAGCAUUGGGGAUGUUUAUAGCAAAAGAUAUGCAGCCGUACAGCGUGAUUGAGGGUGAAGGAUUUCGUCAGCUGAUGAAAGUACUUGAGCCGCGGUAUAAUAUUCCCUCCCGCUGACACUUCGGCACCACUGUAAUUCCAAAACUGUAUGACGAGACACGAGAAGAAAUUGUCAAAGAAUUGUCCGACACAGCCCACGUAGCUCUCACUACAGAUGGAUGGACCUCCAGGGCCACUGAAAGUUACCUCACGGUGACCGCUCACUACAUUACUUCGGAGUGGGAAAUGAGAAGCUAUGUUUUGCAAACACGCCUCAUUUACGAAAGUCAUACCAGUGAGCAUCUCUCUGAAAUGCUGAUAGACACGGUGGCGGAAUGGAAACUGGAGAGGGCCAACAGCAUAAUUCCUGUUACUACAGAUAAUGCUAAAAAUAUAGUCAAUGCUAUCGAUUUAGCAGCGGGACUUGGGCCACAGAUUGGGUGCUUCGCGCACACAGUUAACCUUGCAGCCAAGAGUGCAAUUUCACUAAACCAAGUAUCCCGACUCCUGGGGAGGGUUAGGAAGGUGGUUAACUUCUUUCACCGAAGCACAACAGCUGCCCAUGUCCUGAAAACCAAACAGGAUAUGCUGGAAUUGCCUGUUCACAAACUAAUACACGACGUAACAACUCGUUGGAACUCCACCUAUGACAUGUUAGAACGUUAUGUGGAGCAACAGGCUGCCAUCUAUUCUGCCCUGAUGGACAAGGAUAUGAAAAAGAAAGUCAAGGACAUUGCCCUGUUAACUGACAGUGAAACAAAACUGGCAGAGGAGCUCAUUAAUAUUCUCAAACCUCUGAAGAAUGUAACCACCCUCAUGAGCACAGAAACAUCCCCCUCAGUUUCAAUGAUUAUCCCACUGCAGAAGAUGAUACUGAAAUCCAUGUCAUCAAGUGCAGAGGACAGUACCACCAUCAAAGAAGCUAAGGCAGCCAUCACUAAAGACCUUAAAGGCAGAUACAAUGACCCUAGUGUUCAGGAUUAUCUACACAGAGCCACAGCACUGGAUCCAAGGUUCAAGUUUCUGCCUUACCUGGAAGAAGCCUGUGUUCAGAAAAUCUACGAUGAUCUCACCACAGACAUUAUGGACAUUGAAAAGCAGGCUCAACACAGUGAAGCCCAAGCGGCCUCAGGAGCGGAGCCAGGGCCAUCAGAGACCUCUCCCCCCCAGAAAAAAUCUGCCAUGGCAACGGUAUUUGCGGAUUUUUUUACAACAGAGGAAAGAAGCACAAAGCCUUUGUCAGACAUCAUUGGUGAAGAGGUCACCUCAUACAAAGCCACAGGCUGCAUCUCUGUGGAUGAAAACCCACUAGCAUGGUGGAAGAGCAAUGAGCAUAAGUACCCUCACAUUGCUAAGUUGGCACAACAUAACCUCGCUGUCCCAGGUACAUCUGUGCCAAGUGAGCGUGUUUUUUCAAUGGCAGGGGACAUAGUCACUGCAAGUAGGUCUCGCCUCUUGCCAGAAAAUGUGGACAAACUGAUAUUCUUGCAGAAGAAUAUGAAAAUAAAGUGAACAGAGGAGUGUUGUUUUUAAACAGUGCAGUGUGUUUGAUUUUUAUGCAACAUUUUAUACUGAUAGCCUGCAUUUUUGUUUAAUAUUUAAAAUAUUAGUGGCACUUUAGGUUUAGAUAAGAACUCUAGCCAUACGUUUCCAAAUACUGCACUUUAAUUUCAAGUGAAAAAAUGU